Molecule: messenger RNA, 1226 nt
Organism: Cyanistes caeruleus (blue tit)
Lineage: Eukaryota; Metazoa; Chordata; Aves; Passeriformes; Paridae
Source: RefSeq, a predicted model, not a curated record
UUUUCACAUGGAUGGAUGCUCUCGGAGUGUGUUUCCCUCAUCCAAUGUCUGUCUCAUUCCCUCAGGGAGCCGGUGGAUGAGGUGCUGCAGAUCCCCCCAUCACUGCUGACAUGCGGGGGGUGCCAGCAGAACAUCGGGGACCGCUAUUUCCUGAAGGCCAUCGACCAGUACUGGCAUGAGGACUGCCUCAGCUGCGACCUGUGCGGCUGCCGGCUCGGCGAGGUGGGCAGGCGCCUCUACUACAAACUGGGCAGGAAGCUCUGCAGGAGGGACUAUCUCAGGCUCUUUGGCCAGGAUGGGCUGUGCGCCUCCUGCGAGAAGCGGAUCCGGGCCUACGAGAUGACCAUGAGGGUGAAGGACAAGGUCUAUCACCUUGAGUGCUUCAAGUGUGCAGCCUGCCAGAAGCACUUCUGUGUGGGGGACAGGUACCUCCUCAUCAACUCAGACAUCGUGUGCGAGCAGGACAUCUACGAGUGGACUAAGAUCAAUGGCAUGAUCUAGCACAGACGUGCCUGGCGCUCUGUGACAGACACCUCCCGGGCCCAGCUGCACCCAGGAGAUCAUCCUUUGGGCUGUGGGCUUUGAAACAGGGGGAAACACCAAGCAGUCAGCCCUUGGCAGGCAGUGCUACGUAGAAUAUAAACUACACCCAGGUGAAGGAGGGAGAGCAAAGCAAUAGUAGCUAGACUGACUUCUGUUCACAGUACGGACAGUAACUGACAUCAGCUGGCAGCCGGGGACAGACACAGCACCAUAACCCAUCCUCCCAGCUGGAACAGAGUAGGGACUUCUGUAAAGAGAUGUUAUGACAUUGUCACCUGCAGACUAGGAUUGUGCAAUUCAGUUUUCUUUCUGUCUUGUUUUCAUUACUGAGUUUAGAUGACAAGCUCUCACAGUAGGCAUGACGAGGGAGGAAAGAGCCAUCCCUCACAUGCUCAUUCCAUAUGGUCUUACACUUUGGGUGGGAGUUAUUUUUGCAUGGAUUUUUUCUUUUUCCUUUGAGAAUGAACAGUGCAUCCUCUAGUCCCAAACUGUUCUUUUAAAAAACCCUGCUGAAUAGUUGUUUUCAGGCACUGCUGUCUCAAGGUGAGAUGUUCCCCAGAUCAUUUCUAUACAAAUAUAAAUCUAAAGAGUUGUUCAACUAUUUUAUUAACUUAGAUUAUAUCAAUAAAAUAUUUGUUGUGUGUAGUAAGACUCUGCAGCUUUAAUAAAAAUAAUGAAAUAUU